AUGAAGCAAGAGCCAAAGGCCUGGGUCAACUACUUAAAGGAACCUAAGGAAUUUGGCCUGAAGCCAUCAAACCAUCUCAUCGCCAUCGGUCCCAAGCUGAACCGAAAUACUUUGUACAUCAAAGCCUUAUCUUUGGAAUGGACAGCCAUCCUUUGGUUAAAUUGGCUUACGUGCUCUACAUGGUCCAUUCAAUCGUUGUACAUAGUGAAGGAGCCUAGAAGUGAUGAAGAAUUUGGCUCUAAAACAUCUGUGGAGGAGCUCAAGCGAAAGAAAAGGAUCAACCUUAUCAUAUAUAUUGCUGCUUUUGUUGUGUUUCAAACCAUAGUCAUCUUGGUUUUUGCACUCAUUGUAAUGCCUGUUAAGAUUACAAAAGUCUGGUUGGGCAAUAAUGUCAAAUUUCACAACGUGACUACUAGUAACUCAACAUCACCUUCCUUUGAUAUAAACUUCACAACCCAAUUGAGGGUUUAUAACACAAACUUUGGUCCUUACAAAUAUGAUAGCACCAUUGCCACAUUCAUGUACAAGGGUGUGUCAGUGGGGCAAGUCACUAUUCCUAAGGGUAAGGCUGGGCUGCGUUCGACCAAAAAAGUUGGUGUCACAGUAAAUGUGAAUUCAAAGGACUUGCCAACUUCUGCCAAUCUUGCAGGUGACUUGGAUAGUGGGUUGUUGAUGCUAAACAACCAUUCCAAGCUUAGUGGGAAAGUGGAAUUGAUGUUUAUAAUGAAGAAGAAGAAGUCUGUCGAAAUGAAUUGUACCAUGACUAUCAAUUUGUCAUCAAAGGAGAUCCACUCUAUGAUUUGCGAUUGA
Molecule: messenger RNA, 810 nt
Organism: Quercus robur (English oak)
Lineage: Eukaryota; Viridiplantae; Streptophyta; Magnoliopsida; Fagales; Fagaceae
Product: late embryogenesis abundant protein At1g64065-like
Exons: 3
Coding region: 1-810 (269 amino acids)
Source: RefSeq, a predicted model, not a curated record